This is a messenger RNA of Chelonoidis abingdonii (Abingdon island giant tortoise), 4179 nucleotides long. RefSeq names its product receptor tyrosine-protein kinase erbB-3. The record is from RefSeq and is a predicted model, not a curated record. Gene Ontology annotation, molecular function: neuregulin receptor activity; neuregulin binding; protein kinase activity. Gene Ontology annotation, cellular component: plasma membrane; signaling receptor complex; basal plasma membrane. Lineage: Eukaryota; Metazoa; Chordata; Testudines; Testudinidae. Gene Ontology annotation, biological process: cell surface receptor protein tyrosine kinase signaling pathway; positive regulation of kinase activity; positive regulation of cell population proliferation.
GCGCGCCCGGCACGAUGCGGAGCAGCCGGCGCCCGGGACCUUUCCUCUGCCUCCUUCUGCUGCUCUGCCGCCCGGAGCUCGCCGCCGCCCAGGCGGUGUGUGCGGGGACCCUGAAUGGGCUGAGUGUGACGGGCGAUGCCCAGCACCAGUACCAGACGCUCUACAAGAUGUACAACAACUGCGAGAUCGUCAUGGGCAACCUGGAGAUUGUGCUGAUCGACCACAAACAGAACCUGUCCUUCCUGCAGACCAUCCGGGAAGUGACAGGCUAUGUCCUGAUCGCCAUGAACGUCUUCACGUACCUGCCUCUGGGGAACCUGCGCGUCAUCCGGGGCACCCAGCUUUACGAGGACAAACACGCCCUCUUUGUGCUGCUGAACUACCACACCAACGGCUCGCACGCCCUCCGCCAGGUGGGGUUCAACCAGCUCACGGAGAUCCUGGCGGGCGGGGUUGACAUCGAGAGGAACGAGCAGUUGUGCCACGUGGACACCAUUGAGUGGAGGGACAUCAUCCGGGACCCGCUGAUCGACCCGGUGGUUCAGCAGAAUGGCAGGAAGUGUGAGUGUCCGGGAGGGGGCAGCCCCGGCCCCUGCUGCCUCUGUCCUGCUGGUGACGGCCCUGGCUCUCCUUGCGCCAGGAAUCUUAAGCCCCAGGAUCUGGCCUGCCGCCACUUCAACGACAGUGGGGCCUGCGUCCCGCUGUGCCCGCAGCCGCUGAUCUACAACAAACUCACCUUCCAGCUGGAGCCCAACCCCGACACCAAGUACCAGUACGGGGGCAUCUGCGUGGCCAGCUGCCCACAUAACUUUGUGGUGGAUCAGAGCUCCUGUGUGCGGGCCUGUCCCAAGGACAAGAUGGAGGUGGAGAAGAACGGCCUGAAGAUGUGUGAGCCGUGCCCUGGACUCUGCCCUAAAGCCUGCGAGGGGACGGGCACCGGGAACAAAUACCAGACUGUCGAUUCGAGCAACAUCGACACGUUCGUCAACUGCACCAAGAUUCUGGGCAAUCUGGAUUUCCUCAUCACGGGGCUGAAUGGGGACCCCUGGCACAACAUCUCAGCCCUGGACCCGGAGAAGCUGAACGUCUUCCGGACGGUGCGGGAGAUCACGGGUUAUCUGAACAUCCAGUCGUGGCCCAAGCACAUGUACAACUUCAGUGUCUUCUCCAACCUCGUCACCAUCGGGGGCCGGAGCCUGUACAACCGCGGCUUCUCCCUGCUGAUCAUGAAGAACCUGAACGUGACGUCGCUGGGGCUUCGCUCGCUGCAGGAGAUCAGCGCCGGGAAGGUGUACAUCACCGAGAACCGGCAGCUCUGCUACCUCCAUACCGUCAACUGGGGGGCGCUGUCCCGCCGCAGGGCUGACCUGGAGAUCAAGGACAACAAGCCCUGGGGCAAGUGCGUGCAAGAAGGGAAGGUGUGUGACCCGCUCUGCUCCAGCGACGGCUGCUGGGGGCCCGGCCCCGACCAGUGCAUCUCCUGCCGCAACUACAGCCGGGAGGGGACCUGCGUGGCCACCUGCAGCUUCUACCAGGGGGCAACCCGGGAAUAUGCCCGCGGGGGCGAGUGCUACCAGUGCCAUCCGGAGUGCGAGAGGAUGGAGGGCAACGUGACCUGCAACGGCUCGGGUGCAGACGCCUGCAUGAGAUGUGCCCGGUACAAGGACGGGCCCCACUGCGUGGACAGCUGCCCUGAGGGCAUCCUGGGAGAGCAGGGGCCCAUCUACAAGUACCCGGACGCCCACCGCGAGUGCCGCCCCUGCCACGAGAACUGCACGCGGGGAUGCCUCGGGCCUCAGCUCCAGGACUGCGUCACAGAGCCCCUACCCGUUGCCAGGAAAAGCCCCACGGUCAUAGCAGUGAUGGUCGUGGGCUGCCUCUUCAUCUCCUGCUCCUGCUUCCUGCUCACCCUCCUGUACUGGCGCGGCAAGAAGAUCCAGAAGAAGCGGGCAAUGCGCCGCUACCUGGAGAGGGGAGAGAGCCUUGAGCCCCUGGACCCCAGGGAGAAAGCCAACAAGGUGCUGGCCCGGAUCUUCAAGGAGACGGAGCUGAGGAAGCUGAAGGCGCUGGGCUCGGGCGUGUUUGGGACGGUGCACAAGGGCGUCUGGAUCCCGGAGGGAGACUCCGUCAAGAUCCCUGUCAGCAUCAAGGUGAUAGAGGACCGGAGCGGCCGCCAGACCUUCCACGCCAUCACCGACCACAUGCUGGCUAUUGGCAGUCUGGACCACGCCUACAUCGUGCGGCUGCUGGGCAUCUGCCCCGGGACGCAGCUGCAGCUGGUGACGCAGCUCCUGCCACUGGGCUCGCUGCUCGACUACGUGCGCAAGAACAGGGACGCCAUCGGGCCACAGCUGCUGCUCAACUGGUGCGUGCAGGUUGCCAAGGGCAUGUACUACUUGGAAGAGCAUCGCAUGGUCCAUCGGAACCUGGCUGCCCGCAACAUUCUGCUGAAGUCGCCCAACCAGGUGCAGGUGGCGGAUUUCGGCAUCGCCGACCUGCUCUACCCCGACGACAAGAAAUACUUCUACAAUGAGAUCAAGACGCCCAUUAAAUGGAUGGCGCUGGAGAGCAUCCACUUUGGGAAGUACACACACCAGAGCGACGUCUGGAGCUACGGCGUGACGCUGUGGGAGAUGAUGACGUUUGGGGCAGAGCCCUACGCGGGGAUCCGGCUUGCUGAGGUGCCCGACCUGCUGGAGAAGGGCGAGCGGCUCAUGCAGCCCCAGAUCUGCACCAUCGAUGUCUACAUGGUGAUGGUGAAAUGCUGGAUGAUCGACGAGAACGUCCGUCCCACCUUCAAGGAACUGGCCAACGAGUUCACUCGCAUGGCCCGCGACCCGCCCCGCUACCUGGUCAUCAAGAGGGAGAGUGGGCCGCUGCCCCCCGCCGAGCCCCCCCUGAGCGAUAAGGAGCUGGAGGACAUGGAGACGCUGGAGCUGGAGGAGGAGCUCGGCCCCUUCAACACGGCCAGCAGCCUCUUUGCCUCCAGGCAGCGUGUGGACUACGCCCGGAGCCCGAACCUGAGCCCCCCAGCUGGGUACAUCCCCAUGAACCAGACCGGCCUCAGCAGCUGCCGCCAGGGCACCGGGCUGGGCUCCCGGCAGACCCUGCGGAUCCGACAGGAGUCAGUGGGCCGCACGGUGUCGGAGUCGUCGGAGGGCCGGGGCACGGCCUCGGAGUGCGAGCUGAUGGAGGAGCUCUCCCUGCCGGGCAGCCUCCUGUGCCAGGGCCUGCGCUCCCGGGGCGACAGCGCCUACCUCUCCCAGCGCGAGAGCUUCCCCCUGCCUGCGGGCAUGGCCGACGGUGAGGACGACAUCAAUGGCUACGUCAUGCCGGAUAAUCACGGCCGAGAGCGAGCGGGCAGCGCUGCCCGGGCAGUGCGGGACAGGCCCCUGGGCUGCGCCUCGGAGCCGGAGGAGGAGUACGAGUACAUGAACAGACGCCCCCCACAGCCCCGGCCGGCCUCCCUGGAGGAGCUGGGCUACGAGUACAUGGACCUGGGCUCGGAGCGCAGCGCCUCCCUGGGCAGCGUGCUGAGCUCCCAGCUGCCCGUGGCCGGCUGGGAGGUGGCCGCGGCCGAGGAGGACUACGAAUACAUGAACAAGCAGCCCAAACUCAGCCAGUCCCGGAGCAGCGUGCUGAGCUCGCCGGGGGCCGGGCGGGACGACUACACCUGCAUGAGCGCGGCCGUCCCCCGGGGCUCCCCCGAGGAGCAGGCCUACGAGGUGAUGGAGGCCAUCCUGGCGCCGGGGAGCGGGUACCCGGGCUGCCAGAGCUCGCCCUGCCCCAAGAACGGCUUCAUGAAACCCCUGCGGAGCCUGGAAGCCUCGGACUGCGCCUUCGACAACCCCGACUACUGGCACAGCCGGCUCUUCGCCAAGGCGGACGCCCAGCGGACCUAGGGGGCAAUGGGGGGAGGCCCAACUCGUCUGUCCCCGGGGGGCAGGGCCAUUGGAUUCCAGCACCUGCCCACCUCUCGCUGAACGAGCCCAGCCGGGGGGCUGGGAGCAAACGUCCUUCCCCAGCCCGAGGGGGUAUUUACAGGCUGGGCAGAAAUGGCGAACGCUCCCUUAAUGGAGCAGCAGGGACGGGGGCCUGCCCCUGUGUCUGUGCCCAUUGCAUGCUGGGAUGCAGGCUGGUUCUGGCAGCUGGGGGGCAAUGCACUGCCCCACUGUGAAA